Molecule: messenger RNA, 5439 nt
Organism: Folsomia candida
Lineage: Eukaryota; Metazoa; Arthropoda; Collembola; Entomobryomorpha; Isotomidae
Product: polycomb group protein Psc
Exons: 7
Coding region: 1068-4508 (1146 amino acids)
Biological process (GO): negative regulation of transcription by RNA polymerase II
Cellular component (GO): PRC1 complex
Molecular function (GO): promoter-specific chromatin binding; metal ion binding
Source: RefSeq, a predicted model, not a curated record
AUGAGGGAUAGCAUGCAGGAGGGUUUGCCUAUGCGAGAAAGGCUCUCCCGUGACGAAAAUGUGAACAUUUGCUUUUCCUCUCUAACCAGCAGAACCAUCAUCUCGCCAAAGGGCCCUGCUGCCCAAACUUCUUUGUUUUGAAGUAGCAGCACCAUACCCAACAGCAUCACCAUCGUCGUCCAUCCCCUUCCGUACCUUCCACGCAAAUGUUGUUGGGCCCUUCAAAAUUAACACACACAGUGUCCCUCCAUCCUUUUGGCCUGCUGCUGCUCCAUACUUUUAAAGUCGUCUCUUCGGUUGAAGCAACAUCAGCACUAUUUGAAUACGAACUUUAAACAAAUUGUGAGACAAAAUACCUACAUUUUUGAGCUUACAUGUAUAAUUAUGCUCAAAGUUUGAGUGAAAUGCACAAAGUUAACUUGUGCUGAUUCGAGACGAAGCAUUUUGCCAUAAUAUAUAAUACAGUAAUGUAUUUACUUUCGCUCAUAAUAAUAUCGAGAAAGCAGAGCAGCGUGUUUUUAUAUUAAGCAACGGAGAACAGAUAUGACGAUUAGAGAAUCCAACGAGCAUGCCAACUUUCAGAGGUGAACUUUUGGGAAUUUUUGCAAAACUCCAGCCGCAACAGCAGUCCUAUUGUGCAUGCGGGUGCCUUGCAAGUUGUGUUGCAAUUUUCGUGAUAUGAUGUCAGAGGUUCAGUAAAAUGAACCAUUAAUAUUUUUCUAAACAGCACGCUUCUUGGGAGCAAAAUUACAUUUAAACAUUUCGUGAGUGCAUGAGUAACGCAACCUGAAUCCACCGUGAACGUAAUAAAGUGAAAGCUCAAAUUAUUUAGUAAUUUCGGAUUAACUUAUUCAAAAUGUUGACAUAUGUGCAUCUGUAUGUAUUGAGAUUUUAAUAGUUCUAAAGUUGUAAUUAUUCAUCAAAUAAAACCUUGUGCAUUAACUACGCCUAAAACUAGUGCCAGGACAAAAGUCUAAAAUAAGUGACUAAUUCGCCAACCGGCAGCGGCCUUAAUACACCGGUGUACGUUAGCUCAAUUUAAGCGUUGCAGGACAAAAGUUACGGAAAUGAACGCCACAAGAAAAGUAAAGCUGAAAGACAUCAGCAGCAACUUAUCAUGUAAUUUAUGUCGAGGAUACAUGAUUGAUGCAACUACGACUAUCGAAUGCCUCCACUCUUUUUGCAAAAGCUGUAUCGUGAAACACUUGGAGAGUAGUGAGUACUGCCCAGUUUGCGAUGUCCAGUUACAUUCGACGAAACCAUUGUCAGGAAUACGAUCGGAUCAGAUGCUCCAAGAAAUUAUUUACAAACUUGUACCGGGUAUUUUUACAAGGGAAAUGGAGAGAAGAAGGCAAUUCUACAAUACACAUCCAAACAGUAUUCCUACAUCUCAGCUCGACUCUGGACAAAUCUUCAAGCAACCUUACAUAACUUCUGGUGACAAGAUUAACAUUUCCAUGGAAUGUUCCUCCACCGACAAGAAUGUCCAAGAGAACAGCAGAAGGUAUUUGCAAACUCCUGCCGGAGUGAGCGUCAACGUUUUGAGGCAAUGGGUGCAAGGAAAGUACGAGCUGCCUAAAGAUGCAGACAUUGAAGUGAUGUAUGGUGAAAGAGUCCUCCCGCACGAAUUUCUUCUUAUGGAUAUUGCGUACAAAUAUAGUUGGACUGAGAGCAUGACAAAACCACUGCAACUGACGUAUCGAGUUAGAGGCACUCCAAAAUUGACCUGUUACGCACAUCCCUAUCAAGCAACAUCGCCAACCAAACGAAAAGCAAGAUCCUUGACAGACUCGGAAGUUUUGAAAUCGUCCAAUGUUGCAAACUCAUUGGGAUCAACCAUACCUCAGUUGCCUCAGUUGAAACAACUUGUUUCAAAUGGGAAAGUCAAUGGCAAAAAGAAACUGUCCUCUGAAAUAAAUGCAGCGGAGAAAGUGGACGUGAAAAGAAAGAAGAUGAGUAAUAAUGCAGUCAAGAUCGACUUUAAGGACAUGGAGUCCCAGUGUACUGAAGGAACCGAGUUGAAUGGGCACAAAGAGGUUCAGCUACAAAUUAGCGAGUCUGGAGUGAUAAGUGCCAAAAGUAUCAUUUCUGGAAUAGAGAAAAUUAUUGCUCGAGCCGAUUCUAGUGUUGAUCACAAUAAUGAUCAUUUACAUGAGAAAUCCAAAAGCGUCAUUCUUCCACUUGCUCAACCAGGGUCUGAACCAGAAUCUCAAAUCAAGCCUCAAAUCAACGGAGUCAAUUCAAAUGGCAAAAUUAAUUUCAAUUAUGUCAAGCUUAACAUCCCGGCGGUGAAUGGUCAUCUGCUCAAUUCCACUACGCCACCCGUCCACCCGGCCGGAAAAUUGGCAUCGAGUAAAAAAUCCAUCAAGUCAUCUCCAUUACAAAAAACUCUACUUCUUACUCCUACUGACAAAAAACAAGCAGGCCGCAAAGUUUCUUCAAAUCAGGAUACUUCCUUUGAAAGUAAGAAGGCAAACAUGCAAAAAGCAAUUCAAGAUCUUCACAGACAACAUUUGAAUGCUUCAUCUGCAGACAACGUUGUUAAAAAUCAUCAACUGCCAAUGGAGCAAAAGAACGUCAAACAAAAUAUCAACAAAAUGUCGGCUGCUAGUAACGGGACAAAGAUGCCAAUGAAUUCUCAAUCGCUUCUCGGUAAUACCAGUCAUCAUAACCCCUUACCAUUUCCUCUUUCUGCACUGGCAUCCUCAGGAAUGACGGUCAAUCUGAUCCCUUCCAUUGAAGUCAAACAACCCAGUAAUGGAUUUAAAGGAAAAGAGAUUCUCCAUGAUUCGCCACCACCACCACCACCAACAAAAAAGCUCAAACAUCAAACCACGAUAUCAAAUGGAGAAAUUAGAUUCACAAGUCCUAGAAAUAUUUUACCGACGGCCUCUAAACCCAUUUCUACGUGUACACCCUCAGUCGAAGCUUCGCCUACAAAACCUAGAAAAUUUUUCAAAUCUAAACAGUCGGCCGAUGUAGAAAGCCCACGUAAACCCGUGGAUAACAACCAUACUAAUAAUCAUCCCAAAAGUCCAAGUCUAUUAUCAAAUAAUUCUACCAUUUCAACGUCCAAGCAAAACGGAACUUUAUUUUCGUCAAACGGUUUUCAUGGCCAAACUGACUUAAAAUUGAUAAACUCGACAAGCAGCAAUGCGAAAUUGAACCAGACGAUGACCACGCCAUCGCGCAUGGCCACACCGACAACAACUGCUGUACCGUCAGCUUCAAUGUACUCGCCACCCAAUUCGCUUAGUCAAUUUUUCCAAUAUUGGAAUGCACUUCAAUUCAGUUCUCCAAUGGGAGGUCUGCCUCAUCCAAACUUUCUUCCUAUGGUGGCCCCUCUGGUGACCAACAACUUUGCCUCCAUGCCAUAUUUAAACUCGAGACCUUUUAAUGAGUCGAUGGCCUCGUUAAACACAACCUCAACGUAUCCUAUGGUUUGCUCCACUAAUUUUCUUACAAAUCAAAGCGAGUUAUCCUCACCAUCAUUGUCAGGAUUCAAAAAUGGGGUUCUUAAUCUUGAAAAUACGAAUAAUAACGUCGUUGUACCAAAAACUGAAGCUACAGAAGUGCCAUUGCCAAUAAAAAAUAAACAGAAAACCCCAAAGGAUAACAGCACUUCGUUGGACCUGUCAUUAAAGAAAAUCAAGGCCGCAAUUUCAAAGGACAACUUCUCGAAAAAAGAACGACACUCGUCCUCCUUAAAAAAUCAUACAAGUCCUAAAAAUAAUUCUCAAUCCAGUUCAACGCAACAAAAUUUGAACACAAAAUCUCAUCAAGUCAGUGAAAAAGUAGAGUAUUCACAGCCUCAGUCAUCCAACAUCAUUAGCGAUUCGAACGAGGUGUCAGAAAUUUUUGAGAAGCAGUUAUCCCCUGCUCCUGGUUCCUGUACUAGUCCCCCACCAGCAUCAAAUUUUGACUCGGGAGUGGACUCUGGCUCGGGUUUGAGCACCACGUCUGAAAAUUGUGACAAAGAAAUUGAACUAAAUUGUCCAAGUCUGACAAAUAAUGAAGUUGUCGAAUCAAUUUCUGAUGGUAAUUCGAAUCCCUCAAGCGAGGAACCUAAAUCUUCGGACACGGUCGCUACUCACAUUAAAAACUCCACAUUUUCGUUAAAUAAAGAAGAGUCAAUUAAUGAAGAAAAUAUUUGCCGUCCAUCGUCUCCAUCAAAUAGUAAUGACAGUACAGAUUUAGUCAUCAAUGAGGAUUGUGUAGCUGGAUCAUCGGAAACAAACGACACUGAUCCUAUUGAAGGUUCUGAAAUUCUCCAAUGUUCUACUGAUGAAACUAUCCAGAGCGACUCGGGUGUAAAACAAGAAGUUGUUCAUGUUGAAUGUAGUAAUCAUCCUCUUAAUGAAAAAGCCAACUGCAAUGACGACGACGAGUCCACAUUAAGUUCGCCUUGUAACAAUAACAACGACCCACCACCUUCUGCCGACUCCUGCUUGAGUAUUCCUGCAAAUAAAUUGGCAAACAAUUCAGAGUCGUCUACAACAGGUGCCUAAGUCGAAACGAAAUAAACCCUACUUUUAUGACUCGUUAAUUUUAUACACGGGUCAUAAAAUAGUACCCAUCCCUUAAAUUACACCUUGUCAGAUUUUCAAUUACUCGGGCCCCAUACACAGACAACACGAAAAACAUAUACAUGAGAAAACAGGGAAGCCAUUAGGGAAAGAUCUAACGGUUUUGCAUAUUAUAAAAGCAACGCUUAAUUUAUUGUAGCAGUAAUUUCGUUUUGAAUGAAAAAUAUGUGAAGUGAAUCAUUUAGUCAUUUCCACGUUAUCUGAAUUUAGAUAUUCCUUCGCUUCCUUUACUUGUUCGCUUGAAAAGAAGACUGCUGAAUUACAUAUUAUUCAGAAUGAUCAUGAUCUUGUAUUAAGAAAGAAAGGUAUCCCUUAUUCCCCUUAUAAUAAAUAUAUAAAUAUAUCAUAUAUAUAAAUGUAUUUAUAUACGAAUACAUACAUACUUAUAUGUACAUCCAUAUCCCUGACCAUUUAUUGUGAUCAAGAUAGAAACAGAAAUUCCUCUUAUGAAAAAUAUGUGAUUGCAAAAAAUGUCUAUUUCUAAACUUGCAAAGCAACUCUUGGCUUUAGAUUGCUGUCUCCUUUCACUUCAUCAUUAUCGUAUAUAUUAUAUGCUCACAAUUCUCUAGAAGGUAUUUGCAGCUUCGUACUUACUAUAUAAAACAGGGUAUAAAACUUUAUAUCAUGAAGGAUUUAUGAUUGAUAGUACAAUAGCAUUUUGAAGAGUAUGAAUGACUUAUCAUCCGUAAUCUCUAAAAUAAUCUCUAAAAUAUCUUAUUGCCAAACUGUACCAAUGAAGAGCUCGUUAUGAUGCAUCCAUGAAUAUGAAAAUAUUUAAUCAAGUGUUCACUGUUAAGAAAUUUUAUGAGACAGUAAAAUAAAUAAAUUAUUGCUGUUGAAUCGUACAAACUAA